Urocitellus parryii (Arctic ground squirrel) is the source of this 775-nucleotide messenger RNA. Lineage: Eukaryota; Metazoa; Chordata; Mammalia; Rodentia; Sciuridae. The record is from RefSeq and is a predicted model, not a curated record.
AAAGGAGGCGGGGCCGCGGCUGCGCGCGCUCCCGGAACGUGCGCACCGCAGGCGGCGCGGAUCGCAGGUCCGCUGCCAGAACCGGACCCCGGGUGCCUGUGUGGCGACAGGGCUCCUGAGAGAAGGUCGCGAUGAACACGGUGCUGUCACGGGCGAACUCCUUGUUCGCCUUCUCGCUGAGCGUGAUGGAGGCGCUCACCUUAGUGAUCAUCACCACCGCCUUCAAAGACAGGAGUGUCCCGGUGCGGCUGCACGUCUCGCGGAUCAUGCUAAAAAAUGUAGAAGACUUCACUGGACCAAGAGAAAGAAGUGAUCUGGGAUUCAUUACAUUUGAUAUAACUGCUGAUUUAGAGAAUAUAUUUGAUUGGAACGUUAAGCAGUUGUUUCUUUAUUUAUCAGCAGAAUAUUCAACAAAAAAUAAUGCUCUGAACCAAGUUGUCCUCUGGGACAAGAUUGUUCUGAGAGGUGAUAAUCCGAAGCUGCUGUUGAAAGAUAUGAAAACAAAAUAUUUUUUCUUUGAUGAUGGAAAUGGUCUCAAGGGAAACAGGAAUGUCACUUUGACCCUAUCUUGGAACGUUGUACCAAAUGCUGGAAUUCUACCUCUUGUGACAGGAUCAGGACAUGUAUCUGUCCCAUUUCCAGAUACAUAUGAAAUAACGAAGAGUUAUUAAAUUAUUCUGAAUUUGAAACAACAUAUUUUUAUACUUAAUGAAUUAUAUCUCAUUUAUCUCUUCCCUUGCACCUUCAUUUGUUUUGGGUUGUUACUUUGUGGGUU